GAAAGUGAGCCAUAUUUUCAUGGACUAUUGCCUCGUGAAGACGUCAUAACUAUUUUGAAGAAUGAAGGAGACUUUUUGAUUCGCAUUUCGGAGAUGUUUCCAAACGACGGAAGACACUACAUUUUGAGUGUAAAGCACAAUAGUCCGCCGAGUCCCGACUUAGUUCCGAUUAUAAAUAUGGUUAUCAUGCAAGAAGUAGUAUGUAACCGCAAGAUGUACAGCAUACAAUGUAAAUGUUUCGAAUCAAUUCAACAAAUGGUGAACCACUACUUGACUACAAAGGAGCUAAUUUCAUCUAUUUAUAGCAGUGCUCAUCUUAUCAAAGCGGUGCCACGUCAACACUGGGAGCUGGAUCAUAAGAAUAUUUUCAUUCAACAAAGACUCAGAGAUGGUGCGUUUGAAGAAAUAAUGAUGGGUCAACUGAAGUGCAGAAAUAGUGGAAAGAUGAUUCAUGUUGCCAUCAAGAAAACGAAAAUGCGGAAUCUCACAAAAGAUCAAAUCAAAGAGUUCAUGCAGGAAGCUCGGGUUAUGCGUUCGUUUGCACACCCGCAUAUCGUUCGUUAUUAUUGAGUGGCAGCAACAACUGAGCCAUUGUACAUAGUAACCGAGUUGGCAUUCCAUGGACCCCUCGAUAACUACCUCAAAAAGAACGAACUGAGCAUUGAUAGGAAGAACGAGAUGACCCUUCAAGCAGCCUGGGGAAUCGAGUACUUGCACAGCAAACCUGUCAUCCACAGGGACAUUGCAGCAAGGAACUUCGUGUAUGGAUACAAUGGAUUGAAGAUAGCCGACUUUAAGAUGACUCAAAUCGGAGUGGACUACCAGGCCGAUGCCAAUGAGAAGGUGCCUAUCCGCUGGCUGGCUCCGGAACUUAUUCGUGGCGGACCAUUCACUACUAAGACCGAUGUCUGGGCAUUUGCAGUGUUGUCGUGGGAAAUAUACAAGGAUGCACUCCAGCCAUAUCCAGGGAUGACGAUCGCCGAAGUUACACAAAAGGUUGCCCGAGGAUACCGCAUGGAUCUUCCAGAGGAAAUGAUGGAAAUGGUGGGUAUCAAAUCUCUGAUUGGAAGAUGCUGGCGAGAGAACGAGCGAGAGCGUCCACAUAUGGCUGAAAUCGCCUCAGAAAUGCAACGUUUGACUGGCAUUCCGAGACCUGAUUUUGAUGGAAUGGAGGCUCAGCUGAAACGAGAAAUGAUGGAUGUAAAAGUUGGACAACGUCUUCCGAAGGAAAUCUAA
This is a messenger RNA of Caenorhabditis elegans, 1236 nucleotides long. The record is from the annotation of a RefSeq genome assembly. Lineage: Eukaryota; Metazoa; Nematoda; Chromadorea; Rhabditida; Rhabditidae.